This is a messenger RNA of Penicillium salamii, 1473 nucleotides long. The record is from the annotation of a GenBank genome assembly. Lineage: Eukaryota; Fungi; Ascomycota; Eurotiomycetes; Eurotiales; Aspergillaceae.
AUGAGGAUAGAAGUGAACCAUUUCAAGAGCAUAUGCUUUCCUCAAAGUACAGAGAAUUUCUUUCACCCAGCAGAAAUUGACCCCCAGAUUCGAUCUGCCCUACUUGAGAAGUAUCAUCACGAACUCGAGCAGUGUAGUCCUCGAGAAACAUGGGUUGGCGACGCCCACCAGAAAUCGACACCCUAUCCGAUACUUGGCAGUGAAGUGCACCAAAUCCAACUGCAAGACCUCAGUGAGGCUCUAGUGAUAGCAAUCACUGAUAUCGUGGAACGAUGGUGGGUGGACACUAGCGCUCGUUUUCCGGAGCGCAUGCCGAUCGAACCAAUGGAGGAACGACUUUUGCAGUGGAUGGAUCAAUUGGAACCGCAUAUCAUUCGUCCAUACAAGUCCUGCCAAGGUUCUUGGAGGCCAGACUUCCUGCUCGAAUCCUCUGAUGACCCCGAGGGAAUUGAGAACUUUAGAAUUUGUGAGAUCAACGCUCGGUUCUUCUCAAAUGGGUUUUUCUUCACUGCUUUUGGUCAGCAGGCCUUGCUGAACAUGGGUCUCGAGAAAUGUGGCCUUAAAGGAGCCACAGAUCCGCAUAGGAUCAUUACUGGAAUAAACAGUCUUUUUGAUCCUGCACUUCCUUUACAUAUUGUCAAGGGAGAUGAACAUGGAUUCGAUAUUCACAUGCUCGUUCCGCGUUUACGACGCUACUUGGGAAUGGAUGUCAAGGUCAUUUCCCCUGGGAAUCUGAGAUUGAUUCCUGCGGCUUCCCCAGGAGGAUACAAGCUAUUUUGUCUGUCAGAACCCCAAUCUCAACAGACAAAAAUAUCGAGUGCGGCCAGCGAGUUCCUGGAGGAAGUGCAUCAGAUCGGACUGGAGCUCCAUCAGCGAGAGUUGCUUACUAUGAGCUUCGAGAUGCUUCAGCAAAUCAGUCUGAGGUGCUUCAAUGACCUGCGCACUAUUUUCCUUGUUCACGACAAGCGCAUGCUAGGGUUGGUCAGAGAGGAGCUCGACUCUUUGGUUGCGCGAAAGGUCCUCUCGGUGCAACAAUCCGACUUGCUUGGUCGAGGACUUGCUCACACAAUUAUUCCCGGAUCCGAUAGCUUGCAUCAGUUGAUGUUGAAUUGCAAUGUGAAGGCUGCCACAAGGAGCAAUUACCUACUCAAACCUGUUCGCGGCGGUAAAGGGAGCGGAAUUCUGUUCGGAGAUCAGGUGUCACAGAAGAAAUGGCUUUCACUUCUCCGUGCCAUGCGAGAUCCCCAUCUUAGACGCGGAAAGACAACACAUGUUGUCCAAAAAAAGAUCCAACAAAAGAGAUACGAUGUUCUGCUGGAGGAAAACUCUGCCGCUGGGUGCUUUCCUCUCGUUGGGACAUUCCAUGUCGCGCAUGGCGCUUUCCUGGGCCUUGGACUCUGGCGAAGUGGCCCCGGUCGAAUUUGUGCUUUGAGUCGUGGAGGUUCCUGGAUGUGCUCCGUGUUACCGCAGUGA